AUGAGACUAACUGUUGGAAGGGAUCAAUCUGAUAUACAAAAAAUCGGAGAUUUUGCAAAUUGGUUGUUGGAUAUAGGAGAAGGCAAACUUGGUGGUAUCAACGAUGGAGAAACGGUUAUUGAUAUUCCAGAUGAUAUUCUCAUUAAUGAUGCACAUGAUCCUAUAGGAGAUGAGGUUGAAUACUUAAGUUCAGAUAGUAUAUGCCAAUCUGAAUUUGUCCAUGAUCAAUUUGAUGCAAAUUUAUAUUCACCUGAUGUUUUAAAUGGUCUGAAAGUAUCGGGUUUACCAAACCAUAAGUUAGUUUUAAAAAUCGGUGUUCCAGUUAUGUUACUGAGAAAUAUUGAUCAAAAAAACGGCUUGUGUAAUGGAACAAGACUCCAGGUGAUUUCAUUGGGCAAACGUGUUAUUGAGGCACGUAUCAUAUCUGGAACUAAUAUUGGAAACCACACUUUUAUUCCAAGAAUGUCUCUAACUCCAUCAGAAAAGAAAAUUCCAUUCAAAUUUCGAAGAAGACAGUUUCCAUUGGUUGUAUGUUUUGCAAUGACCAUUAAUAAGAGUCAGGGACAGUCAUUAUCCAAGGUUGGUUUGUUUCUCAAACAUCCCGUGUUUUCACAUGGCCAAUUGUAUGUUGCUUUAUCUAGAGUUCAAAGUAGGGACGGAUUAAAAUUGUUAAUUUUAGAUAAGGAUGGUAGUCUCACAAAUAAAACUUCCAAUGUCGUUUAUAAGGAAGUUUUUGGGAAUUUAUAA
Lactuca sativa (garden lettuce) is the source of this 747-nucleotide messenger RNA. RefSeq lists its product as uncharacterized. The record is from RefSeq and is a predicted model, not a curated record. Gene Ontology annotation, cellular component: replication fork. Gene Ontology annotation, biological process: DNA replication. Lineage: Eukaryota; Viridiplantae; Streptophyta; Magnoliopsida; Asterales; Asteraceae.